UUGAUAUAUCUUUUGUCACCUCAAAAUGGUGUUGAUGUAGAGGACUAAUUUCCCCUGUAGCUCAGUCUGAUUGGUCAAACUGGCUCUUGACACUUCUCUAUUACUAGGCAGUGGAUUUAACAGAUAAUAAGAGAACAGCUAGUGGCUCCAGACCAAUCGAGACUGUUUUGUCCUUUUUUCUCCCAUGCAGUGACAGAAAAUGGAUGCCACUAAAAAUCUGAUAAGUGAGGCACUUGAGCAGCUAAUGAAUGCGGAGUUCAAGAAGUUCGUCUGGCACCUGUGGAACGGUGUGGCAGCAGACAUCGAGGCCAUUCCUCGAGCGGCUCUGGAGAACGCUGAUCGGCAGGAUGUGGUGGAUUGCAUGGUGCAGAAGUACAGCACUAACGCUGGGACCGUUGCAGUACAAGUGCUGCUCAACAUCAACCAGAAUGAUCUCGCAAAGCGCCUCGAUGUGAAACUUCAGAAAGCGAGUUCUAGCUGAUUAGGAAGAGUUCAGCAGGAACAAUCCCAUCUACCGCAACACAGCCACCAAAAUAAAAUCAAGGGAACAUUGUUUUAAGAUUUUAUUCAUCUGUAAUCUAGUUAUUAAUUGUCUUUCUGCAAAUCAGUAAUUGAUGAAAAAGGGUGUGCUUUCAGUUAGUUAAGAAACCUGUGAUGUUUCUAACAUAAACACAUCAUGUCUGUAUUUCUACAGUAACUCACAAAAAGAAUGAAUUUAAACAACAGCAGAAGUCAAAGUUAUUCUCUCAUCUAAUAAAUGUGAUGUUGUUUCUACUA
Messenger RNA from Carassius carassius (crucian carp), 777 nucleotides. Its product is annotated as caspase b-like. The transcript has 2 exons. The record is from RefSeq and is a predicted model, not a curated record. Lineage: Eukaryota; Metazoa; Chordata; Actinopteri; Cypriniformes; Cyprinidae. Bases 200 to 481 code for a protein of 93 amino acids.